This is a messenger RNA of Liolophura sinensis, 1082 nucleotides long. RefSeq names its product transcription initiation factor TFIID subunit 10-like. NCBI's taxonomy places the organism in Eukaryota, Metazoa, Mollusca, Polyplacophora, Chitonida, Chitonidae. The record is from RefSeq and is a predicted model, not a curated record. The transcript has 5 exons. Gene Ontology annotation, biological process: transcription initiation at RNA polymerase II promoter. Gene Ontology annotation, molecular function: promoter-specific chromatin binding; RNA polymerase II general transcription initiation factor activity. Gene Ontology annotation, cellular component: SAGA complex; transcription factor TFIID complex; nucleus. The coding region runs from base 85 to 513 and encodes 142 amino acids.
CGUAAAGUGGACCGUAGUGUUGAUGUUUUGAGAAAAGGAAUGAGACAUUAGUUCAAGUCACAGAAAUUUUCUGUUGUGGUUACAAUGACACUUGGUCAGGGAGAGGAAAGCAUGUCCCAGUCAGGCCAACAACAACAACAGGUGCAGCAGCAAGCAUCCGGAAAUUCAUCACAGCCUGCUGAACCCAAGACCGCUGGCGUACCUCUCAGCGACUUUGUGUUACAGCUGGAGGAUUAUGCACCAACGAUUCCAGAUUCUGUAACGGCAUUUUAUCUGAACAGAUCUGGAUUUGAAGCAACAGACCCAAGAAUCGUCCGCCUUGUGUCACUGGCAGCUCAGAAGUUUGUUUCUGAUAUUGCUAAUGAUGCACUCCAGCAUUGUAAGAUGAAAGCUUCAGGGCAAAGCUCCAAGAAACAAGGAAAGGACAAGAAGCUCACUCUGACCAUGGAGGAUCUGUCCCCAGCCUUAGCCGAGUAUGGGAUUAAUGUCAAGAAGCCCUAUUACUUCACAUAGUCGUCACUCCAGCAAAAUUCACUUGUUUCUGUUCCAUUCAUCUGUGUCUCUAUCAUCAUUAUUCAUGUAGAAUCAUAUCCCAUAGCUCAAUAUGCCCAUAACUUUUUAUUAAACGGUGUAUAUUUACCACUAGUUUCUUUGUCGGUGAAAAUGUUUCAAGCUGUUAGUCAUGUUCAUGCUGGUCAUGUGUCUUGUAAUAAAUUUUGUGAAUAAAUGAAAUGGAUAAGGUGGCCUUAUGUAAUGUCUUUGUAUACUCUUUGUUUCUGUUAUGCCAAUCUUUUCCAUUGGUGGUUUAGUUAGGAGCUUUGUUUGAUCGCAGUGCUAAGGGGAAAUAACUCUGUGUUUUCAUGUAAACUAUAAGUCUGGCUUGGCUAUUCAAGGACAUUAAAUAAAUUUUUGCUGAAGCUUUUGUGUGAAACUUUGAAACAGGUACUUGAAAAAGCUUUUUUCAGUUUUCAUCCAGUAAUAAACUUGAACUAUUCUUGUGUGAACUGUAGAGAGACAACUAAAUUCAUGGAACCACGGUAUGCGUGAAGAAAGAAAAUUAAUAAAUUGAUAAAUGUACUGAC